CUCGGACCCAAGAUGGCGGCGCCCAGACCUGUCUCUCUUGUUGAGUUGAGGUGAACUAACACCGUGAACUCCGUGUCAUGUCGAAGCUAAGCCGGGCCACUCGGGCCGUCAGGAAACCCGAGGCCGGCGGCGUGAUCCGGACCAUCGUGCGGGCGGGCCAGGCCAUGUCCGGGCCCCCAUUGGGCCCCGUCCUGGGUCAGCGAGGCGUUUCCAUCAACCAGUUCUGUAAGGAGUUCAACGAGAAAACAAAGGACAUCAAAGAAGGAAUCCCUUUGCCGACCAAGAUCUUUGUGAAGCCUGAUAGGACGUUUGAAAUCAAGAUUGGACAGCCCACAGUUUCCUACUUCCUGAAGGCUGCUGCUGGGAUUGAAAAAGGGGCCCGGCAGACAGGGAAGGAGGUGGCAGGCCUGGUGACCUUGAAGCACGUGUAUGAGAUUGCUCGUGUCAAAGCUCAGGAUGACGCCUUCGCCCUGCAGGACGUGCCCCUGUCCUCUGUUGUGCGCUCCAUCAUUGGCUCUGCCCGUUCCCUGGGCAUUCGUGUGGUGAAGGACCUCAGUUCAGAAGAGCUGGCAGCUUUCCAGAAGGAGCGAGCCACAUUCUUGGCGGCUCAGAAAGAGGCAGAUUUGGCAGCUCAGGCAGAAGCUGCCAAGAAGUGACCUCUGACCUGCACACUCCAGGAUUUUGAAGGGGUCAUCUGGGAAGGCUGUGCCAAAGCGGGCAGGGGUGACACCAACCUGAUUAUUAUUUCUCUGACUUUACAUAUUUUACUCAUAUGGAUGUGUCAGGCGAUUAAGCCUAAAUAAACAUCUUUUGUC
Molossus molossus (Pallas's mastiff bat) is the source of this 815-nucleotide messenger RNA. It is a transcript of the gene MRPL11, whose product is annotated as mitochondrial ribosomal protein L11. The record is from RefSeq and is a predicted model, not a curated record. Gene Ontology annotation, biological process: translation. Gene Ontology annotation, molecular function: structural constituent of ribosome; large ribosomal subunit rRNA binding. Gene Ontology annotation, cellular component: mitochondrial large ribosomal subunit; ribosome. The transcript has 5 exons. The coding region runs from base 78 to 656 and encodes 192 amino acids. NCBI's taxonomy places the organism in Eukaryota, Metazoa, Chordata, Mammalia, Chiroptera, Molossidae.